Molecule: messenger RNA, 1281 nt
Organism: Melampsora larici-populina 98AG31
Lineage: Eukaryota; Fungi; Basidiomycota; Pucciniomycetes; Pucciniales; Melampsoraceae
Exons: 5
Coding region: 1-1281 (426 amino acids)
Source: RefSeq, a predicted model, not a curated record
AUGCGAAUGCCGACCUUGAUACCCUGCCACUGUACCGACUGUCAAAAAAACGCCUACCAACAUCCCCAGACAAAUGACCAAGUAUACGGAACACUCUGGAGACCGGCAAAUCACAAAAAACAUGUCAAAGGCUUUGCCACACGAAUCACCCACACGACCCAAAAAGCCUCUUUGUCCUUCGAUAUCUCAGAGUCUGAGAGCACAGAUUUGACAGAUACACAAUCACCAUCACAAGAUCCCCAAAAGUCUUCGACAGAGAGCAUCUACAGUCCAACAUACUACGACACAUUUCGACGUUGGAAGCCUUCUGACCUCGCUUACUUCCUUAUGAUCACAUGUUUACACAUCAUCAAAAACAUCAGUGUCAAGGCGGCCACGAUUUGCUUGCAUGUCAUAGGCGUAGUCUCCAGCUUCAACACUGAUAGAACGUCUUCGCAUAUCAAUUUACCUAAGACUAUGAGUACGUGCCUCGAUGGACUAAGAAUCGAACCCAAGAUCCGUAGAACAGUGUGCUGUCCGAAAUGCUUCAAGCUGUACUACGAGGAUAAUAUCCCGAAGUUUUGCACGUAUCAAGCUACUCCUAGAAGCCGUAAGAACGCGGAUGCUAGCGAAGUAGUAGAAUUGGAUACGGAGUCGGUAGCCUCAGACAUCUAUAUGGAAGAGGGCUUCGAUAACGCAGCAUCAGCAACCCCAGGACCAGAAAUGGGAUCCUCAUCUCCACCGCCAACUCCAAGACAUCUAUCAGCAGAGAGCAAUGACAAAUUGUUGUCUGCCUUCGAAGACAUGAACUUAGGAAACCAAUCUUGUCCUGCGACAUCACCCACGGAUGAUCAAGCCACGCAAGAGCAGACAGCAAUCUCUUCAGAAGAUGAAGAAUUGGAUGAAGACUUUUCUGACUGUGAAGAUGCUUGUGACGACGAACUUGGUUGGAAGCUUUUUGAUGAUGCUCAAAACCUAGCUACGUUGCAAGAUAUCACAAAAAAUAUACGCCUUCCUUCCUGGGUUGGACGUGUGCCUAGCACUGUGGGUACACGGAAGGGUGGAAAAUUGAAGGCCGAUGAGUGGGUGAUUCUCUACCAAGUCAUGAUGAUUCCUGCAAUAAUUUCUGUCUUGCACAAGGACGGCAAUGCUACAAAAUUUACAGAUCACAACUUCUCGAAUUUACAAAACACCACUGCCUCCAUCACAUCUGAUAUUGCUAGGACGUAUGGUGAACCAAAGAAAAACGGUCAAACAUGGCGACAUAUUCUACUCAACCUGGGAUCAUCACCAGGGAAAUAG